This is a messenger RNA of Menidia menidia (Atlantic silverside), 267 nucleotides long. The record is from the annotation of a GenBank genome assembly. Lineage: Eukaryota; Metazoa; Chordata; Actinopteri; Atheriniformes; Atherinopsidae.
AUGCAUCUUGUUCCCCGGAAGCACUUCUCCUCCCUGGACACGUUCACUGGAGCUCACAGCCGUGGCAGCUGCCUUUUCUCUUCCGGUGAGCUCACGGCAGAAAUGGGACCCAGCGCGACUUCUGUGGGGGAGUCUGAAAACCACAAAAUGUUUAAAACCAACGGAGAUGCGGUAUCUUUACCGAAACAUUCCUACUGGUUUGACUUCUGGGUCUUUGUGCUGUUCGACAUCGCGCUAUUCAUCUUCAUAUAUUUCAUAGUCCCUUAA